Nannochloropsis gaditana CCMP526 is the source of this 231-nucleotide messenger RNA. RefSeq lists its product as uncharacterized. The transcript has 2 exons. The record is from RefSeq and is a predicted model, not a curated record. Bases 1 to 231 code for a protein of 76 amino acids.
AUGGGCGUCACUGCCUUUCCUGGAAGAAAGCUUUCGACCUCAGUGUUCUUGGUUUACAUGGCUGGGCUCCUGAUUGCAUUCAUGCUCGGAUACAAGCAAGGAAAAACGACAGAUAGGGAAGAAAUAACCACGCAGUGCUCACAAGAGCCUGAGAAGAGUCUUUUCCUUAUCCUUUUCCAUCCCCAGUCGUCCUCCCUCCAGCCCGACCGCUCUCCUCCUCAGGAAGAGUGA